Agelaius phoeniceus (red-winged blackbird) is the source of this 1821-nucleotide messenger RNA. It is a transcript of the gene C6H15orf62, whose product is annotated as chromosome 6 C15orf62 homolog. The record is from RefSeq and is a predicted model, not a curated record. Gene Ontology annotation, molecular function: small GTPase binding. Gene Ontology annotation, biological process: positive regulation of actin filament polymerization; positive regulation of pseudopodium assembly; Rho protein signal transduction. Gene Ontology annotation, cellular component: cytoplasm; plasma membrane; cytoskeleton. Lineage: Eukaryota; Metazoa; Chordata; Aves; Passeriformes; Icteridae.
CCACUCCACACACCUACUUCCUGCAAUCCUGGCAAUUACCAAUGGAGUGAAACCCAAUUUCUGACGUGGCUGACUCAGCAAGGGCUUGGCUCAAAACAAACACAUCCACGCAGGGAGCCGCAGCCCGGGAAGCAGUGACGGGUGGCACAUGAAGGGACGGCGGCGGCAGCGCUGGGGAGUUUUGGCAUUCUGGGUCCAACCUGGCUGAAUUCCUGGACUCCUGGCUGAGCUCUCCCUGGACUUGAUUCUUCAUCCUGGUCUCUGAGUGCUCCAGCAGCUUCUCCUCUCCACUCCAGGACUCCGGGCUGCUCCAACAAGGUCCCGGAGCCGCAGCACACGUUUAACGAGCUCGCUCACACGCCGCCGCUCCUCUCCACUCCAGGGGGAGACUCCUUCAGAUCCGAGACAAGCCAAGUGCUCCUUGCCACAGCGUGGAGUUUGCAUUUCCUGCACUACCAGCCUCUCUGUGCUGCUUGCAGCUCCAGGAACGGGGCAGGAAGAGGUUGAUCCUGUUGUGUGGCUCUCUGCUGAUCCCUGGGCUUCUGCCUGCAAGGAGCCAGCAUUCCUGCUCCUCGCUGCCUUUCCUCACCAUGGAUACUUGGCGCAGGGGGUCCCUCAAGUCCACCACCUUCUUCCGACGCUUCUCCCUCAGGAGGCACAAAAAGCUGGGCAACCAAGUCAUCAUCCUGAACCAGAACAGCCACACUCUGGACACGGACGGCCAGAAGAGGGAAUGCUUGAGGGAUCUGAAGGACAAGUCUGAGUACCUGUCCUGUCAGAGCGAGCAGAACCUGGCCAAGGCACAAGCCCCUCCCAAGCCUCCCCGGCUGUACCUGGACAGUUCCAGCUGCCCCAACAUCAUCGACCACACAGAUUCCCACUCCGACCUCUCCUUUUCCGAGACUGCUCCGUACCACAAAGGCACUCCCACGCACAAGGACCAGGCUACGGACCACGGCACCUCAGAGGCAGGUCUCCCAAACAGCACUACUCUUCCUGAGCUGGCUGACCCCUUCCUGUCCUUCAAAGUGGAUUUGGGGCUAUCUCUCCUCGAGGAUGUGCUGCAGACCCUCAGGAAACAGAACCCGAGGGAUUACGCCAUUUGAAGGUAUUCACUGUCCAUCACAUCCCAGUUACUCACUGCUGCUGCCAGUUCCUCCCGUUCCAGCAGGAGGAAGGAUACUGGAGCAUGCCUGUCGUGUGUGGCCUGUUUUGUUGUCCUUGCCUCACCCACCACAGAGCAUCCCUGUCCUUGCCAAGGAAUCCUCUGGAGCAGAGCUCACGGGCUCUGUGCUCAGGUGAGAGCACCGUCUGCUGUCUCAUGGCCAACUUUCCGCUCUCCACCCUGGGAAUUUCCCACUCCGGACUGCGCAUCCCAUCCUCAGGGAAGACUGGCAUUUUUUGGGAAAGACUUAUUUUGGGGAUGUGACACUGUGGGGCAGGGACACACAGGGAUUUGGCAUGGAUCACUUGUGGAACAGCAGGCAGCCUGCAAGGAGGCAGCAGCACUGCGCCCCGAAGCCAAAGCUUUGAGGGCUGAGAGACGGGAACUGGGGCUUCUCCUCCCACCAUGUUUGGAUGUGAAAGCUCAAAGCUGUUCCUCCGUUUUUUCUCUUCCUCUUUGUGGGUUUCUUUUCCCUUAACUCCAGUGCAGGUGGCACUCCCAGCCUGGAAACAGGUAAGCAUCCAAGUAGGCUCCUGAUACAGCACCAGCAGUGGAUUUAUCCUCCUGGCAGGAGAAGAGAUGUCUCUGACACUGCUGCCUCACGCAUGCACUGAGCUCCCAGCUGUACAGACAUAGAAGAAUAAAUGUAUCUGUGA